GUAAUGGGGUUUAUAACACUAUUUCAAGAAUAUACAGUUUAUAGUCGAACUACUGAGAAAUUGCAACAUCACCAGAUACUUAGUCCGUUGUUUGGAAACAAAUGAUUUACCCUCCAUCUCUUCGAAAAGGAUUCAGUUAAGAUUACGGAGUUAUUUAUGCACCCAGCCUGCAUUUUUCUGCGGACUUUGUCGAUCGACGCGUCAAUGUUGGGGAGUAUUUGCUGGCCCGCAAAUGGUUUAUUAUACAGAGCUUCGAAGUCUUCGUUCUGCAAAUUGUCUGAUAUAUGAAUGGUCAAAGCAGUAUUGGAAAGAGAAUAAAGACAAAAUCGCUAAAAGGAUUUUAAUCAAUCAAAUACUGUCCGCUUGGCCAAGCUGGCCUAAAAAGAAACCUGUGGCUCUUCCUCAAUAUUCUUGGAUGGAGUUCUUUACGUGUAAAUGUGGGUGGUUGUUAUGUAACCCAUACACACUUUCCUGUGGACAUACAAUUUGCAAAAUUUGUUUCGAAAAAGACCAGUUCUGUACAAAAUGUGGAGUAUCAAAUGGCAGACAGUAUAUUAUGAAUACUACCCUGGCUGGCCUCAUCGAACGGUGGUAUCCAAAACAUUAUGAAAUCACCAACAUGAAAAUCAAAGCAAAAGACUUAAUUGCCGAAUUAAAGUAUUCAGAAGCCCUUGAUAUUUUAAAUAAAGCUUUAGAUACCUUUCCCAGAGAUUAUAUUGCAUUGAACUUUCGAUCUCAAGUUUACCUCGCUCUUAAUGAAUUGAAAUUGGGUUACACUGAUGCCAAGCGAAGUUGUAAAAUUAAUGAAACUUGUGGUGAAUCCUUUUUUCAGUUAGGUGAGGCAUUUGCAGCCUUGAACAGAUUCGAUGACGCAGUACAAGCUUUCAAUACUUGCUUAGAAUUAGAACCCGAAGAUGGGGAAUUAAAUACAAAAGUCUGUGACAGUCUAGAUCAGUUGUUGACCAGAAGCCCGGGUCAGGAGAUUGAGGUCAGUGAAGAUGAAGGAGGUGAAAGUAGCAAAGAAAACGAUAUUCGUGGUGAUUGCACAGUGGAAGAUCAAGAUGGCCCCUCUAACAAAGAAAGCAGUCAUUUAGAUCCAUGUCAAAAUGUCUCACCUCAGGAAUUAAAGUUUACAUGUGAUAAUGGCAAAGAAAUUGCUAGCUGUGAUGUGGAAAAAAUAAAUUUAGAUUUAGCUACUUGUGAUAAAGAAGAUGAAAAAUAUUUAUUGGAGGAAAAACAAAAAACAGCCACUGAAGAUAAUUGUAGGGACCUCACAGUAGAGAAACAAUGCACAAUUCCAUCCUCGACUAAAUCUGACAAGCCAUGCAGUUCAUCUUCAAUCAAACGCUCUCACAGUCUUUCACCAGAACCAACCAAGAUAUCUAGAGUAGUGGAAAAGAAAGCAAAAAUAGGGAAAGAAACAACAGAACCACAGCUAGACGAUUUUGAAUGCAAACUUUGCUUUUUUAUACUGUUCCAUCCAGUGACUACAGCUUGUGGACAUGUUUUUUGCAGGAAUUGCUUGGAAACCUGCAUUGAUUACAAUCCAGCAUGCCCAAUUUGUAGGCGUAAUAUUUCAUUUAACGAGACUACUGGUGUUGGUAAUGUCACUGAAGUUAUACAAAGAGCUAUUGAAUACUAUUUCCCAGAUGAAAUAGAAGAAAGAAAAAACAAGCACGAAGAGCACAUGAGUCUAAUGGCCAGGGUUGGAGAAGAUGAAGAUGUACCAGUGCCUAUCUUUGACUGUACUUUAGCAUUUCCAACCAUCCAAUGUCCAUUGCACAUUUUUGAACCAAGGUAUAGAAAAAUGUUUAGAGAGUGCAUGCAGUCAGGCUCAAAAAAGUUUGGAAUGUGUCAAAGUAACAAUGAAGGUGACCAUAUAGAUUUUGGGACAGUUAUGGAAGUGAGACAUGUCCGUUACUUACCAGAUGGAAGAUCUGUUAUUGACACAGUUGGAGGAAGACGAUUCAAGGUUGUUGGUAAGAGCAAAAAGAAUGGCAUAUCAUACGGAAAGGUCGAAUAUUUUGAUGAUGAUACUUCUCUAUACCGAUCAGAGAUUGCUUGUGAACAGUUGAUAAACAAAUGCAAAGCAACAUAUGAUACUCUGUCGACAUAUAUUGGUAAUCUUCAUCCUUCUGAAAGGGAAUGUAUAACAAAUGCAUUAGGUCCAAUACCAUUAGAACAGCCAGAUGCACUGGACUCUCCAAAUGGUGAAUCGUGGGUCUGGUGGGCUGCAUCAGCCUUGCCAUUGAACGAUAAAGCAAAAUUAAUGAUGUUUAAGUCACAAUCUCUUGGAGACAGAGUGACAAUUAUCCAACGGUUCCUAAAUGUUCUUUCCAGAGUAAGACAAAAUAGACAGGUUCCUGCCAGCUAAAAACCAGCCUUGAAAUAACUGUUUCUAGUGUUUUAUAUUUUAGUUCAUCAGGAAUAAAAAGCUGUUUAACAGUAUGUUAUGACCAUGCAUUAUUAGAAUCCAGAAAAAUUGUUGUUUUCCCUAAGGAUUUUGAUGAAGUACCAUCAUUGUCUAUUCCUAUAGUGCAAUCUUGCAUUGAGAUGUUGCAAAGUGAAUUACUUUUUGUUGGAAUAAGCGUCACAUGAAAAAAUGUCAAUAACCUUCUGGUAAGAUGCAUUCCAGGUCACACAAAGCAAAUUCUGGUUUUGAUUUCAUUGACUCUAUAAUGCACCUCAAAUUGAAAUUUUUCUGGAUCCUGAUAAUCCAAUUUAGCUGAGUUGCCAAUUAUUGCAGCUAAUUCGUGUUAUUUAGACUAAACUAUUGAUAUUUUUACCAUUAUUUUGUUAAUUUAUUAGUGUAUAUAGGCCCUUUUACAUUAGUUUUUCAACACAGUUAAAAUAGUCAUAUUUUCUUUAUCAGGUUUACUUGUUCAUCCCAGACUAACUUAUCAUUUUGCUUCUCACUUGGUGUUUUUAAGCUUCAAUGAAAGAUGGAAAAUUUUUUCAAGCUUUAAAUUUAAGAAAAAUACCAGUUUCAUCCCUUAAUAUUAAAAUUCAAGAAGACAGAUUUUACCAAGUUGGUUAUCAAAGUGUGAUCUGCACUUGAUUUAUAUCUUCUGAAGGGAUAAUUUACUUGAAUUAGUUAUGUUGAAUGAUUGUAAAUUUUAGAAGAGUAUUUUUGUAUUACAGUUAUUCUUUUUAGGCUUCAUAUUUGCCAAUAAGAAGUUAAGGUCAGUUGUACACCAUUCUCUAAUCUUUUAAUUUGAAUUUUAGACUCUAACUUACAGUCCAUGUGUCCUCUUCAAUGUGUAGUCUUUACAUCAAAUAUUAAAAAGCGAAAUGAGAAUUUUCCGAUAACUGUGAUUUGUUGAUUCCCAAAUAAAAGCUCCAUUUUCCUCCUCUAUUAUUAGUAAGGAUGCCAGUAUGCUUUCCAAUUUUAAAAAAAAUACACCUUAACUAAGGCAGGAUACUGUAAUUUUCAUAAAUUUACCCUAUCUAUGCCCGUGUGAGAUAAGGAUUGGCAAACAUUGCAAAAUGGUACUCCUAACAAUUUCAGCUUCCGUUGCUUUUGUACUGUUGAUUUUGACAUCAAAGUUAUGCUACAUACCAAGCUGCUGUCCCUUAUGCAAUAAUGCAAGAAAACCAUGACUUGACCUGCUAUUUCUGAAGUAUUUAUGCCCUUUGAUGCUAACAAAUAAAGAAUUACCUCUGCAUAAUUUCUGUAUUUUUCACACACCUAGUUCAUUUAUUAUUUCGUAGAAGAUUUCUUUACAAUCGUUGAUGCAUCGUUACUACCUGUGUUUACAAUGGGUUAUUUAAAGAACUAACAUCU
This is a messenger RNA of Rhopilema esculentum, 3784 nucleotides long. Its product is annotated as LON peptidase N-terminal domain and RING finger protein 3. The record is from RefSeq and is a predicted model, not a curated record. Gene Ontology annotation, molecular function: ubiquitin protein ligase activity; protein binding. Lineage: Eukaryota; Metazoa; Cnidaria; Scyphozoa; Rhizostomeae; Rhizostomatidae.